AUGCACGCGUCUGUCCAGGCCACUCAAAGCUGCCACCAGUCCUCCUUCCAAUCCACCUUUCCCCUUCCUACUUUGCUGCCAACCCCCCCCCUGCCGCCACCCCCCCUUGCCGCGGCGCCUACUUGUGGGCGGGUGUUGGCGCGGGCGUGGAAGCAGGUGGUGCGGGCGGCGGUGGCGGAGGUGUACAGCGACGAGAGCGCGGACGCCGCCCAUGCCACGCACAAUGCGAUACUGGCGUACCUGAGCAGCACGCUCGACCCCUUGCUUGCCGUGCCGCCACCUGCCUUGCCCACCACGCCCCUCGCUGCGUCUGUGAAAGGCGUCCCCUCACACGCACCGUCGCACGCACAGCCAGCGGGGCUGGCGGGGCAGUUGGGCCAGUCGCGGCAGCAGCUGCUGGGAGUGGAGCCGCCGUGCCUGCAGCGAGCCGCUGCCAACGCCGCUUCGAACAAGGCGUGCCAGACCAGGCUGCAGCAGCGCGUCAUCGAUGCAGUGGCGUCCUCUGCAGCCAACAUCAAGACCUUCAUUCACUUGAGCCUGGGGGAUGAUGCCUCCAGCACUGACACUCACACUGACGCUGUCACACGAGUGCGGGAGGAGGUGCGGCGGGUGCGGGAGAGGGAGAGCGCCAUCGCGCGCCUGCUGCUCGCCACAGCCAACACUCGAGCCACCCUGGCGCAGGAGCACGUGCGGGUGACAAGGGAGCUCCUCGCUCUGCUGCAGUUCAAGACACUCCAGCAGCACCCGCUGAGCGGUGGAGCAGCAGAUCCGAGCUGCCACGUACACGAGAGACACCGUGCUGGCACUGCAGCACAUCAGGUGAGGCACUGCAGCACAUCAGGUGAGGCACUGCAGCACAUCAUGUUAGCCUACUUCCCCUCCAUCAGUACCCUCUUUUUUGCACCUCCUCAUGCUCAGGCGCUGCCAUCCACCACCCGUGCUGCCAUCCACCACCCGUGCCGCCUCUCUGCUGCAACCACUGUCCUCUUGCCAGCCCUCUUCUCUUCCUGUGAUUCGUCCCAUCCCAAUCUGCCACCACCUCGUCCCCCUGUUUCCAUGACCUGCAUGGCAAGCACCUGCUUUCCUCCCUUCACUUUCCAAUUCGCCCCCUCUUCUUUUCUAUAUCUUCCCUAUUUGCUCCAUCUGCCCUUUUCCCCCUUCCCACUACCCUUGACCCUUCCCCUUCUGACCCUUCCCCUUCUGCCCUUCCCCUUCUGCACCUUCCCCACCUGCCCCUUUCCCCUCUGCCCCUUCCCCUCUGCCCUUCCCCCUCUGCCCCUUCCCCAUCUGCCCCUUCCCCUUCUGCCCUUUCCCCUCUGCCCUUUCCCCCUCUGCCCCUUCCCCCUCUGCCCCUUCCCCCUCUCCCCCCUUCCCCCUCUGCCCCUUCCCCCUCUGCCCCUUCCCCCUCUGCCCCUUCCCCCUCUGCCCCUUCCCCCUCUGCCCCUUCCCCCUCCCCUUCCCCCCUCUGCCCCUUCCCCCCCUCUGCCCCUUCCCCCUCUGCCCCUUCCCCCCCCCUUCCCCUCUGCCCCUUCCCCCUCUGCCCCUUCCCCCUCUGCCCCUUCCCCCUCUGCCCCUUCCCCCUCUGCCCCUUCCCCCUCUGCCGCUUCCCCCUCUGCCGCUUCCCCCUCUGCCCCUCCGCAUCUGCCAGCGUGUGCGUCUGGAGCAGCUAACGCCCAACCCCGAAUUCCUUGCUGUUGCGCGCGAAUACAACCGAACCAAGGAGGAAAUCGAGCGGCUCUCCGGCGCAUUCUCUCGGCUGAAGCACCAUGA
This is a messenger RNA of Closterium sp. Yama58-4, 1770 nucleotides long. Lineage: Eukaryota; Viridiplantae; Streptophyta; Zygnematophyceae; Desmidiales; Closteriaceae. The record is from the annotation of a GenBank genome assembly.